Messenger RNA from Sporothrix brasiliensis 5110, 1320 nucleotides. RefSeq lists its product as uncharacterized. The transcript is spliced from 5 exons. The record is from RefSeq and is a predicted model, not a curated record. The coding region runs from base 1 to 1320 and encodes 439 amino acids. NCBI's taxonomy places the organism in Eukaryota, Fungi, Ascomycota, Sordariomycetes, Ophiostomatales, Ophiostomataceae.
AUGUCCAGCCCCGUCAUUCACACGCCAGACUCAGAUUGGGUGUUCGACACAUUUGAAGACGGGCCUUCGAUCUGGGACGACGCUCGCGGCAGACAAGUUCGCACACCAGACAAUCUUGACCACGAGAAUGCUCCCAUCAAAAGCGACGACUGGUAUCAGCCAGACAUUGAUGCAUGGUGCAAUCCAGAUGUGGGUUGCGGCUCAAUUCCAGACAUCCUAGCAGGAGAAACCCAUUUUGAGCAUGUCCCUGUCGACCAGCCGGUCGCCCUUUGGCCCGAAUUCAAUUCUAAUCUACCGCUCCCCGAAAAACGGACGGAGACGACGGGGGCCAGCCACAGAACGUCUCCGGUGACCACAACAGCCCAUUCCGCUGGAAAUCCGUUUGGCGGCCACCGAUGCACAGAGUCGCGCCAUGCCGGCAACUUUGGCUGUGCUGAUUUCCGACUUCGAAUUGUGCACGAUACUUCUUACGAUGGCUACCCACACUUGUUCCCCGGCCGAUUUCAGGGUGUUGUCGAUUUUCAGGUCUGCGAAAAGUGCAUGACCAGCCAUUUGCCUGGGUGGGAAGCGAUGAAAAAUGAGGAGUAUCCUAUUCCCGGCGCGCCCAUAAACAUUUAUGUCACCUCAGAUCUCGAGACCGCCAAAUACGCGGCCAAAUGGCUCUUUGACCAGAUUCAUUACACUUCUACAGAAGCUUCGACCGAGUACAUAGACAUGCGUACCGUUUCCAGCGUCGUAGAACUUGCCGCCGAGUUUGGUGGAGCGGGCCCUCGCAUCGAUGGAUUCAUUCGGUGGGCGCUGCUAAAUGCAGAGGUGUCGUCUCUAGAGGAGACGAUUUUUGGACUCCACGCCGCAGCGUUUUCGGCGAGCAAUUACGAUCUUUUCAGCAUGUUCCAACCUUUUCUGGCGCUCAAUUUCACGGGAGGAGAGGUCUCCAACUGUUUAAAGAAACUGAGCACAGUGGCACCAUAUCUGCCGUAUGUGCUCCAUCGCCCUCUUUUCUCCAACAACGUUGUUCGCCGCCGCAUCGUCCACAUCAUCAUGCAGAUUGUCGAACGGGCCAUCGACGAAGCCUGGCAGGAGCCUAUCGACGUCGCUCGCUUCCACUUUUUGUGCGCUCUCAAGUACCGGUUCAUGAGCCAAGCGGCGCUGACAAGUGACAGUUUUGACCUCUCUGGCCUGAUGCAUUACAUGCGAGAAGUCGUUCUCGUCCACAAAGAGCCCUAUGGCCAGCUUCUGGCGGAUUUCCGGUCUGCCUUUACGGGCCAGGGGCUGAACCCGGACUUUUCGCCCUUGUCGCUUCUUCAGCACUACAACUGA